Messenger RNA from Cololabis saira (Pacific saury), 1029 nucleotides. Its product is annotated as small ribosomal subunit protein eS8-like. The transcript has 10 exons. Gene Ontology annotation, biological process: translation; maturation of SSU-rRNA from tricistronic rRNA transcript (SSU-rRNA, 5.8S rRNA, LSU-rRNA). The record is from RefSeq and is a predicted model, not a curated record. Lineage: Eukaryota; Metazoa; Chordata; Actinopteri; Beloniformes; Belonidae. Bases 1 to 987 code for a protein of 328 amino acids. Gene Ontology annotation, molecular function: structural constituent of ribosome. Gene Ontology annotation, cellular component: ribosome; cytosolic small ribosomal subunit.
AUGUGCUCUGGAUAUCCUGAAGCUACAUGUAUCUCAAGGGAUAACUGGCAUAAACGCCGCAAGACCGGUGGCAAACGCAAGCCCUACCACAAGAAGAGGAAGUAUGAGCUCGGUCGUCCUCCUGCAAACACAAAGAUUGGACCUCGUCGUAUCCACACGGUGAGGGUUCGUGGUGGGAACAAGAAGUACCGUGCUCUGAGGUUGGAUGUUGGAAACUUCUCAUGGGGCUCUGAGUGCUGCACACGCAAGACCAGGAUCAUCGAUGUGGUCUACAAUGCCUCCAACAACGAACUGGUCAGAACCAAGACCCUGGUGAAGAACUGCUCACUACGCCACUCCUCUCGGACGCAAGAAGGGAGCCAAGCUGGUAUCUCAAGGGAUAACUGGCACAAACGCCGCAAGACCGGUGGCAAACGCAAGCCCUACCACAAGAGGAAGUAUGAGCUUGGUCGUCCUCCUGCAAACACAAAGAUUGGACCUCGUCGUAUCCACACGGUGAGGGUUCGUGGUGGGAACAAGAAGUACCGUGCUCUGAGGUUGGAUGUUGGAAACUUCUCAUGGGGCUCUGAGUGCUGCACACGCAAGACCAGGAUCAUCGAUGUGGUCUACAAUGCCUCCAACAACGAGCUGGUCAGAACCAAGACCCUGGUGAAGAACUGCAUCCUCCUUAUCGACAGCCUUCCCUUCAGGCAGUGGUAUGAGGCUCACUACGCCACUCCUCUGGGACGCAAGAAGGGAGCCAAGCUGAGUCCUGAGGAGGAAGAAGUCCUGAACAAGAAGAGGUCAAAGAAGACCCAGAAGAAGUAUGACGAGCGCAAAAAGACUGCCAAGAUCAGCACUCUCCUGGAGGAGCAGUUCCAGCAGGGAAAGCUUCUUGCGUGCAUCGCCUCCAGACCUGGCCAGUGCGGCAGGGCAGACGGCUACAUCCUGGAGGGCAAAGAGCUUGAGUUCUACCUGAGGAAGAUCAAGGCCAAGAAAGGCAAAUAGAUGUACAGCUGUUUGAUACUUCAAUAAAAUCCAAAUGCCCCA